ACCCCUAAUAAAAUCAUGCUUAAAUAUUCAAAUUUGUCGCCCACUCUUUUCGUUAUGUUUUUAAUUCAAAACCUUACCUCUCUCUCUCUCUUGUCGGAAAACUCAGAAGCUUCGAAAAUGAGGACAUGUACGGAAGAGGAGAAAGUCCUUUUGAUCUCUCAUCACAAUCAAGAUCAAGAAGACGAAGAAGCGUUAUCUCUGUGUGAUUUGCCGGUGAAUUUAUCUAACGAGAAAGUUGAGCUUCCGAAACAAUCAAAGGAAGAAGAGGAGUUCCAAUUUAAAACCAGGUCAUCGUUUCGUCUCGGGUCGGAUUCAUGUGAGCCAGCUCCUGAGAUGAGUACCGCGGACGAAUUAUUCUCCGAAGGGCUAAUCCUCCCGUUUCGUCACUCCGUCAGCUUAGACGCGGGACUUCCCGGUUCGAACCGGUUAAUUUCCAGAUCCGAAUCGGUCGACUUCCGGAGAACCGGAGCCGGUUCUAACCGGAAAAUUGAAAAUAACUUCAUCGACUACAGUCAACCGAGUCCACAGCCACAGAUCAGACGAUCGUCGAGCAUGACGGCGAGAGUGAAUUCAAUCAGAAACCACAAAUCAUCUUCGAUUUGGGACUUUCUCCGGUUAGGUCUCGUCCGUACGCCGGAGAUCGAACUUCGAACGGCGAAAGUAUCAGUGAGUCGAAACAGUAGCUGCAGUAGCACAAGCACGAGCUCGAAUUCGAAGAAAACAGAAUCGAGAUCGAGUAACCGGAGGAGAAGCUUUCUGUUCGGGGAUU
Messenger RNA from Brassica oleracea var. oleracea, 769 nucleotides. RefSeq lists its product as uncharacterized. The record is from RefSeq and is a predicted model, not a curated record. Lineage: Eukaryota; Viridiplantae; Streptophyta; Magnoliopsida; Brassicales; Brassicaceae.